AUGCUACGAAGUUUGUUUGUGCUUAUUGUAACGAUUGUCAAAGUGUCAUUUAGCUUUUCAGAUGUUGGAAAAUGGGAUUUACCGCUGAACGGGAAUUUUUGCGAAUUUACCAUAGCUAAGUCGCUAUUUAAAGAUGCAGAAUUACGAGUGGUUUUGCACUGUAUUGAGUCUGCAAAUGUCACAGUUACCUAUCAGUGGGAGCAGAGUCCUUGCUCGCCUGAUUAUUUCCACUACCAUGAAAAGCAUAUUGUCGAAUGUUCAAAUCAGAUGUACAGUGUGCCAGCGAGUGAAUUGUUUAAUACCAGUACAAUGCAAGUAAAGAAGUACACAUGCCACAGUAAAGAGUCUUCAUUCCUUUAUGAUGAAAAAGAAAAAGUGUCUGAUAUUGCAAAAAAGCAGCCUGGCGUUUCCACAUCUAAAAUGCCACCCCUGAUUGUCGUGGAAAGAGAAGGCAUAUAUGUACUAAGAAUGAUGGUGCGAACAAACACAGAAACUCCGUUGAAUCUGUCUGUUGGUGUGGAGAUGGUGGCGCCUACCGGUUAUCUAUCGGCAGCUAUGUGGCCUCUAUUACCUUUCUUUGGUGUUAUGUGUGGAGUAUAUACAAUAUUAUGUACAGCAUGGCUAAUAGUGUGUGCAUUACAAUGGAGGGAUCUCCUUAGGAUACAGUAUUGGAUUGGUGGAGUCACACUGCUAGGCAUGAUCGAGAGUGCUACUUAUUAUGGAGUGUACUCCUCAAUCAAUAGAACUGGGUACUUUAGUUCGGAAGUAUACAUGUUCGCCGAAUGGGUGUCAGUAGCAAAGAGAGCGCUGGCUCGAAUGUUAGUCAUUAUAGUCUCUCUAGGAUUUGGUAUUGUAAAGCCGCGGCUGGGGCCGGCGCUGCAGCGCGUGGCGGGCGCGGGCGCGUGCUGGGCGGCGCUGGCGGCCGCGGAGGCGUGGCUGCGGCUGCGGCGCCGCGCCGCGCGCGCGCUGCUGCUGGCCGAGGCGCCGCUCUCGCUGCUCGACAGCGCCAUCUGCUGGUGGGUGUUCGUCUCGCUGGCGCACACCACGCGCACGCUGCGCCUCCGCAGAAACACCAUCAAGUUGUCGCUGUACAGGCACUUUACGAACACUCUCAUAUUCGCAGUUAUUUCAUCUGUGAUAUUUAUGCUGUACUCUCUAAAAUCCUACAGAAUCCAGUUGUGUAUAACUGAAUGGAAGGAAGUGUGGAUGGACGAAGCGUAUUGGCACAUGCUUUUUGCGAGCGUCUUGGCAGUCAUAAUGCUGCUAUGGCGACCCACAAAUAAUAACCAGCGAUAUGCCUUCACGCCGCUGCUUGAUUAUGCCGAGGACGACGAGGAGGAAGAAGAACAGUUCGUGAACGACGCGUACGGCGUGAAAAUGCGCGGCACGAGCUCGGAAGGUCCGAAGGCCGCGGCCGAGCCGCUCGACGAGCUGCGCGACGAGCUGCGCUGGGUGGAGGAGAACAUCCCGGCCAGCGCGCUGCCGCUGCUCGACUCCGACGAGGAGCUCGUCAACACCAAGUUCGAAGUCUCCAAGAUGCAAUAG
Messenger RNA from Parnassius mnemosyne (clouded apollo), 1545 nucleotides. The record is from the annotation of a GenBank genome assembly. Lineage: Eukaryota; Metazoa; Arthropoda; Insecta; Lepidoptera; Papilionidae.